Molecule: messenger RNA, 1645 nt
Organism: Penaeus monodon (black tiger shrimp)
Lineage: Eukaryota; Metazoa; Arthropoda; Malacostraca; Decapoda; Penaeidae
Product: mucin-5AC-like
Cellular component (GO): extracellular region
Molecular function (GO): chitin binding
Source: RefSeq, a predicted model, not a curated record
CGGUGCCUGAGACGUCGUCCCUCGAGGUGCCAUCAUGGCCUGUCGCUCCCUUGCCCUUCUGCUCGGUGGUUGUGUCCUCGUCCUGGGCUAUUCCCUGAAAGCGUCAAAAUGCAAGAAUCUUUCUACAGGAAGUCAGAUCCAUUCUGACCACACCGGGUGCUCACCCGACGGCGAAGGGCCCUCCUCCCUUCAGGAAGAAAGGGCCCUCACCCCCUGCCAUUUCACCUGCAGAGACACACUGGAAAUGAUCAACGACCAGAACAGCUGCAGCGCCUUCCGCGUGUGUCUCCCUGAUGGCCCGCUGGGACCGGUCACUUGUCCAGGAAACACCUUCUUCCACUGGGAGAGUCAAACGUGCGUCGAAGACAGUGGCGUCUGCUGCUCGGUCGCCUGCACGCCCAUUUGUACGUCCGCAGGCGUGCAGAUUCCCGACCCUACUGACUGCACCAGAUUCUACGUCUGCAUCGAAACCGGACAGCCCAGCGAGGACGCCCACCUCACUUGCCCGAGCGGGACGUCCUUCGACGCCGAAGCCCAGCGAUGCCUCGCCGAUGUGGAAUGCGAAGCCGUUUGUGCUCCGGGCGUGACCACCACCAGCGCAGCGCCGUGCACGCCAUUCUGCUCGACUACGGGCGUGCAAAUUGCCGAUCCUAAUGACUGUACCAAAUUUUACAUCUGUAUUCAACAAGGAUUUCCAGACGAAGAUGUCCACGGGUCGUGUCGGCCGACCGAGCAUUUCGAUCCCGAAACGGGGCGAGCUUCGACCGGACCAACCGGAGUAGUCACUGGCACAACCUCAGUUUCAGGGUCAACUGGAUCAGCCACUAUACCCUCAGAAACAACUACACCCACACACUCAACCACACCCUCAGAAACAACACCCACACACUCAACCACACCCUCAGAAACAACUACACCCAUAGGCUCAACCACGCCCUCAGAAACAACUACACCCAUAGAUGUAACCUCAUCUUCAGAAACAUGGAUGUAACCACACCUUCAGAAACAACUAAAACAACAAAGUCUACAACAGAAGAAACCAACUUAUGAAAUGACACAUACGUAUAACACGUUACAAUAAAUUCACAAACAACUUUUAUAACACUGUAAUGCUAACGCAGAUACUGUAUAAUAGAUAAUACACAAUAACCCCCUAUGAAAAUACAGUAGAUAUUAUGUGUAAUCAAUAUCAUAUAUUUACCUUACAUGUUAAGUGUCUGAAUUAUAUCGUUUGUGUUACAGACGUCCGUUGUGAUUCCACUGUAAUCUCUAUUGCAUUCUUUUUAAGUUAAAAGCAGAAAUGGUGUUUCCUUUAUGUCUAAGAUUUUGAAUGUAUAUAACCCCGCUGUCUUUUAUUUCUCUCGUGCCAUACUCCUGUGGAACCAAACUGGAGUAUUAGAUUGAUUAUGUCUGCUCGUUGUACUUCACAUUGCCUAAUGUCUUAUAUAUUUACUAUUAUGCUAUGUAAAUUGUCAAUAUGUUAAUGCAUCUAGUACAACUGACUACUUUAUUUGACUCAGUUAAUGCUCUGAAGUUUGUAACUUGCAUGAACGCCUUGGCAAAGGCACACAAAAAUAGUUUACCCUAUUUUGAUCGUCAAAGAAAACAAUAGGUACUUCGUAUCAUUCAUAAAAAAUGUAGUAAA